AUGUUGAAGCAUGCUGAUUUUCCUGGUAGCAACAACGGAACAGGUCUGUUUCAAACCAUAGUUGGUUUGAAGAUAAGAGAUUUGUUUGAGCAGAUAGUAGCAAGCAGGGCUGAGACUCCGGCAGGAGCUGCUAAGGCUUAG
This is a messenger RNA of Lathyrus sativus (Indian pea), 141 nucleotides long. NCBI's taxonomy places the organism in Eukaryota, Viridiplantae, Streptophyta, Magnoliopsida, Fabales, Fabaceae. The record is from the annotation of a GenBank genome assembly.